AUGGACUUCUUCAACUCUGCACUUGGGAAAAAUAUUACCUUUGUGCGCCCUGCAUAUUUUAUUAUAAGUGGAUUUGUUGGGAUUCCUAAUAUUAGAUACUAUUAUGUCUUUCUGUUUUUUGUGUAUAUUAUUUCAGUCCUGGCAAACACAGCUGUAAUGGGGGUCAUAUGCUUGGAUCAUAAUCUAAGAACACCAAAAUAUAUUGCAGUAUUUAAUCUUGCAUUGGUGGAUCUGUUAGGAAACACUGCCAUUGUGCCAAAGGUUCUUGAUAUCUUUUUGUUUAAUCACACCCAGAUUCCUUAUAAUGACUGCUUGACAUUCCUGUUUUUCUGCUAUCUUUGCUUUUUCUUACAGGCUUUAAAUCUGGUUGCACUGUCAUAUGACAGAGUUAUAGCUAUCGUUUACCCACUGCAUUAUCCAGUGAAGGUGACUCACAGGUUCAUGAUCUCUUUGAUUACCUCUUUGUGGAUAUUUGUCAUUACUGUGGUGCUCCUUGCAGUUGACUUCCUUACAAGACUUUCCUUCUGUCAGUCAGUUGUUAUUAAAAGUUAUAUCUGUGACCAUGGCCCGAUAUACCGGCUUGCAUGCAAUGACUAUACACCCAGUUAUGUAAUUGCUAAGAUGGUGCCAGUUCUUGUUCUUUGGCUUCCUCUUACAAUUGUUUUGAUCAGUUAUGUGUGUAUUGGCUAUGCUUUAGCUAAAGUUGCCACAGUUCAAGAAAGAAUGAAGGGCUUUAAAACCUGCACAGCUCAUCUUUCAUUAGUUGCAAUCUAUUUCAUCCCAGUAUUAAUCACAUUUACUCUAGGUGCAAACAUAGACCCAAAUGGCAGGAUCAUAAACCUGUCUUUGACCAUGGUCUUUCCUCCAAUGCUGAACCCAAUCAUAUAUGUUCUACAGACACGAGAAAUCAAAAAAUCUCUGAAAAAGUUGUUAAGAAUCAUAACCUCCUUUAAAAUUAGAAAACAGCAGCAACAGGAGGCUGAUUUCAACCCCAAUGGCGCCAAAGGAGGACCUCUGGAGGACAGCUGCAUGGCGGAGGACAGCCGCAUGGCAAGCGGUAAAGACUCUCUGGAGGAUGGUCGCAUGGCCAACGGUGAAGGAAGAGGAGGCCUGGUAGUUGGCGCCAUUGGCGAAGACCCUCAGAUGGCAUAG
Molecule: messenger RNA, 1152 nt
Organism: Archocentrus centrarchus (flier cichlid)
Lineage: Eukaryota; Metazoa; Chordata; Actinopteri; Cichliformes; Cichlidae
Product: olfactory receptor 1-like
Exons: 2
Coding region: 1-1152 (383 amino acids)
Biological process (GO): detection of chemical stimulus involved in sensory perception of smell; G protein-coupled receptor signaling pathway
Cellular component (GO): membrane
Molecular function (GO): olfactory receptor activity; G protein-coupled receptor activity; odorant binding
Source: RefSeq, a predicted model, not a curated record